Molecule: messenger RNA, 417 nt
Organism: Penaeus monodon (black tiger shrimp)
Lineage: Eukaryota; Metazoa; Arthropoda; Malacostraca; Decapoda; Penaeidae
Exons: 2
Coding region: 1-417 (138 amino acids)
Source: RefSeq, a predicted model, not a curated record
AUGUCUUCCUUUCGGUUAAAGAAAACUUCAAAGACCUCGACGUCAGAAGCACAUAACAACACAUCUCUAGCAAUUACUUUGCAGAACAACACAUCUCUAGCAAUUACUUUGCAGAACAACACAGCUCUAGCAAUUACUUUGCAGAACAACACACCUCUAGCAAUUACUUUGCAGAACAACACAUCUCUAGCAAUUACUUUGCAGAACAACACAUCUCUAGCAAUUACUUUGCAGAACAACACACCUCUAGCAAUUACUUUGCAGAACAACACAGCUCUAGCAAUUACUUUGCAGAACAACACACCUCUAGCAAUUACUUUGCAGAACAACACAUCUCUAGCAAUUACUUUGCAGAACAACACAUCUCUAGCAAUUACUUUGCAGAACAACACAUCUCUAGCAAUUACCAACACCUAA